AACUGAGCUCCACGGCAGCAUCAUGCCUCCUAAAUUCGACCCCAACGAGAUUAAAGUUGGUAUGUUUUCACUGUCACCUGGGUAGUUAAGCAGAAGCUGCUUCAAGAUGGAGUCGCUCUGCUUCGGCCUAUGAAGGGCUCUGAGCAAACGUGUACAUGAGGUGCACAGGAGGAGAAGUUGGUGCCACCUCAGCCCUGGCCCCCAAGAUUGGACCUCUGGGUUUGUCUCCCAAGAAAGUUGGUGAUGACAUUGCCAAGGCCACUGGUGAUUGGAAGGGUCUGAGGAUCACAGUCAAGCUGACCAUCCAAAACAGACAGGCAACAAUCGAGGUUGUUCCUUCUGCGUCGGCUCUGAUCAUCAAGGCUCUAAAGGAGCCACCACGUGACAGGAAGAAGGUCAAGAACGUGAAACACAAUGGAAGUGUGACCUUCGAUGAGAUUGUGAACAUUGCUCGCACUAUGAGGCCCCGCUCUAUUGCUAGAGAACUCUCCGGAACCAUCAAGGAAAUCCUGGGUACCGCUCAGUCCGUCGGCUGCACAAUCGAUGGCCGUCACCCACACGAUGUCAUCGAUGACAUCAACAGUGGCAAAGUGGAGUGCCCAUCUGACUAAAUGAUUACAAUAAAAGGAGGAAAUGUC
Messenger RNA from Synchiropus splendidus (mandarinfish), 638 nucleotides. RefSeq names its product ribosomal protein L12 (gene rpl12). NCBI's taxonomy places the organism in Eukaryota, Metazoa, Chordata, Actinopteri, Syngnathiformes, Callionymidae. Gene Ontology annotation, biological process: translation. Gene Ontology annotation, molecular function: large ribosomal subunit rRNA binding; structural constituent of ribosome. Gene Ontology annotation, cellular component: ribosome; cytosolic large ribosomal subunit. The transcript has 6 exons. Bases 156 to 611 code for a protein of 151 amino acids. The record is from RefSeq and is a predicted model, not a curated record.